Messenger RNA from Salmo salar (Atlantic salmon), 1923 nucleotides. RefSeq names its product geranylgeranyl diphosphate synthase 1 (gene ggps1). The record is from RefSeq and is marked provisional. NCBI's taxonomy places the organism in Eukaryota, Metazoa, Chordata, Actinopteri, Salmoniformes, Salmonidae. Gene Ontology annotation, biological process: isoprenoid biosynthetic process. Gene Ontology annotation, molecular function: prenyltransferase activity.
ACCAAAUACAUUUUUUGUUUUACACGUCUUAUUGCCGACUCAGUGUAAUCGCUAUCAUGGUGUGUUUUUUUUAAGAGAACUAUGGCAAUAUUUGAUUGUAUAGUUACUUGGCGUCUAAUCGUAAGUUCAUACUGAUCAAUUAUGAUCGUAAUAUUUUUUUUUGGUGGAUGUUUAAAUAAAUUAUCUUGGGGAAGAAAAAAAAAGCUUGUUGACCUGAUCGCUAAUGUUAGCAUUUUGGCUAGCUAAGAAAAAGGGUCUGAAAGCGGAAGUGGGGACGUUUCCGGAUACCGGCUGGCAAGGUUCAUUGAUUGGUGGAAACCACAAGUGAUGGAUGGAGACAUGGAUUCAGCAGGACCGGAGAGGAUUCUGCUGGAACCCUACAAGUACCUGCUACAGCUGCCAGGAAAACAAGUACGGACUAAACUCUCUCAGGCGUUUAACCACUGGCUCAAUGUUCCCGAGGACAAACUUCAGGUGAUCAUAGAAGUGACAGAGAUGCUGCACAACGCCAGUCUCUUGAUAGAUGACAUUGAGGACAGUUCUACACUGAGGAGAGGUUUCCCUGUAGCCCACAGCAUCUACGGCGUCCCCUCUGUUAUCAACUCUGCCAACUACGUCUACUUCCUGGGACUGGAGAAGGUCCUAACCCUGGAUCACCCCGAGGCGGUGCAUGUGUUCACCAGACAGCUGUUGGAGCUGCACCGUGGCCAGGGCCUAGACAUCCACUGGAGGGACACCUACACCUGUCCCACAGAGAGCCAGUACCGUACCAUGGUUCUCCAGAAGACGGGGGGUCUGUUUGGCCUGGCCGUGGGGCUCAUGCAGCUGUUCUCUGGCUGGAAACGAGACCUUAAGCCUCUCCUGGAUACGUUAGGACUCUUCUUCCAGAUCAGAGACGACUACGCAAACCUGAACUCAGCAGAGUACAGUGAGAACAAGUCCUUCUGUGAGGAUCUGACCGAGGGGAAAUUCUCCUUCCCCACCAUCCACGCCAUCUGGUCCCGUCCAGAGAGCACUCAGGUCCAGAACAUCCUGAGACAGCGGACGGAGAACGUGGACAUUAAGAGAUACUGUGUGGACUACCUGGAGAAGGUGGGCUCCUUCGCCUACACCAGAGAGACCCUGAGAGGGCUGGAGGCCGAGGCAUACCGCCUUAUCACAGAUCUGGGGGGAAACCCUGAGCUGGAGGGGUUAGUGAAACACCUCAGUAAGAUGUUUAGGGAGCCUGAGACAAAGGCUGGCCCUAAAGAGGACUGACCACACCUAUCUUCAGUCAUUUACACUGACCUGAUACACAUCUAUCAAACAGGGGUCAGUUCCGUGGUCGAGCCACACAGAUAUCAUGCUCACCACACUGUCACACGGCUGGAUUAUACAGUCCCUCUGAGCAUGACGACUAUACCAAACCAAGAACUCACAGCUUCACAAACCUUGUCUUUCUAGUACUCUAGACAAAUGUCAAACAUAACACACAUGCAUCAUUAUAAAUAUGGAGGAGAGGAGAUAUGUUCAUCACAUGACUUGUCCGAAGAAUGCUGUCUCUUACAUUUUUGUAGUGUUACUUGCAGCUUACAAAAGUUUAUUUUAUUUCAAUACUAAAUGGAAGUUAGUUCCCGGCUUUAGUGUUUAGUGAAUGCCAAGUGUCAAUGAGGUGUAGAAGAAAAUGAGGUCAGAUUUCUGAGGAUGAUACUACCAGCGGGAUGUUCGUGUACAUAUUAGAUGAAUGAAUGUAUACUCUGUUCUAUGGAUGUGUUUGGUUAUUGUCUGCUACUUUCACCUAAAGUUGAAGUGCGUAUCUGGUUCAACGCCUUUGUCUCCAGAUGUUUCACCUGCAACACAGCAUUUUCUCAAUUCGAUUACAUUGAUACUGUAAAGUGCAUAUGUAACAAACAUGAAUUUAUUGAAUAAAACCUUUUGACAAAU